This is a messenger RNA of Xyrauchen texanus (razorback sucker), 2891 nucleotides long. RefSeq names its product alpha-1,3-mannosyl-glycoprotein 2-beta-N-acetylglucosaminyltransferase-like. The coding region runs from base 643 to 1992 and encodes 449 amino acids. Gene Ontology annotation, cellular component: Golgi apparatus. NCBI's taxonomy places the organism in Eukaryota, Metazoa, Chordata, Actinopteri, Cypriniformes, Catostomidae. The transcript has 3 exons. The record is from RefSeq and is a predicted model, not a curated record. Gene Ontology annotation, molecular function: alpha-1,3-mannosylglycoprotein 2-beta-N-acetylglucosaminyltransferase activity. Gene Ontology annotation, biological process: protein N-linked glycosylation.
UUCUUGAGUAAGAGGGGUAUGCGCGAAGGCAAGAACUUUACUGCACUUUUUAUUAGCGAUAAUUCAACAUACAAUUCACAACACAUCGAAAUGAGUGAUAUGGAAUAGUUUGAAUUGGUCUUAUUCUUUAAAUCGAUGGAAGUAUUUAUAAAUUGGUAGACUAAGAAGACUGGAAACAUGCCAGAGUGUGAGUGCGAGUUGAUUCACGUUCAGAUAUGUUGUCAAAUUUGAUAGCUACUAUGGUUUUGUUUAAACAGUGUCUAUGGGUGAUACAUUAACCCGUUUUGUCUGUUGAGCUGUUGUGGUGGAGGGAGAGUUGGAGGAGCCACAGGCCCUGCUGAAAAUCACUGUGCCUUCUUUGGGAGACUAAAACACCUGUAUCAGAAUCCUGAAACCUGGAAUAUGUCUCUAUUCACCUGUCCUUGGUUUCAUGUUACAUGUUUCAUUUACUUCAGAAACAACUAUCAGAUUAUUAUCAUGCAAAGCAUGUAAAAAAUAUUCAAAAUUCAACAAGACACUUUUGGCCCAUAUUUUCCUUGUUAUAAGAAAACGUAUUCCACCGCUUUCUGUUUUAUAUGCUCUCUUCAUAUUGACGCCCACUUCACAUUUAACCUUGUCCAAUCACACCUCAGGUCUUUGGCCAUGCUACUUAAGAGAAGUCUUAUCAUUUGUGGUGCAUUCUUAAUUGUAGCUUGGAUUGUCAUUCUUAUUUAUUACCACUUGGGGCGCCCUCCUAAUCAAGGGGAGCUUUAUAGCCAGGCUGCACCUGGGCAAAAAGCAGGAGGAGGCCGAUUUGGAAAUAUUGUCAAUGAAGUGAUGCGUGUAGCUAAUGAGUUUGAAGCCGAGCUUGAAUCACAGAAAAAAAUCCUAUUGCAAAUCCAGAGCCGAAGGUCACUUUGGGAAGACAACAAAGAAGGUGUGUCAGCUGCUAAGCCAAAAUCACAAGCAGAACAUUCAGCUCCUGUGGUGAUCCCUAUUUUAGUCAUCGCCUGUAACCGUGUGACAGUGAAACGCUGCCUUGACAAACUCAUUGAGCACCGUCCAUCAGCUGAGCUUUACCCUAUCAUAGUGAGCCAGGACUGCGGACACAAAGAAACAGCUGGGGUGAUUGCCUCCUAUGGCAGUCAACUGACCCAUAUUAAACAGCCUGUUCUUUCAGAUAUCUCCGUACCUUCACAGCAUAAGAAGUUCCAGGGUUACUACAAAGUUUCGAGACAUUACCGUUGGGCACUGAACCAGGUUUUCAACACGUUUUCGUACUCAUCUGUUGUGGUUGUGGAGGAUGAUUUGGAGGUGGCCUCUGACUUUUUUGAGUACUUCCGAGCAUUACAUCCCAUUUUAAACUCAGACCCAACUCUUUGGUGUGUAUCUGCCUGGAAUGAUAAUGGAAGGGAAGGAUAUGUUGAUCCUGGUAUAGCAAGUCUGUUGUACAGGACCGACUUUUUCCCAGGACUGGGCUGGAUGCUCACCAAGGACCUCUGGGCAGAGCUUGAACCAAAAUGGCCGGCCUCAUUUUGGGACGACUGGAUGCGCCUCCCCGAUCAGCGCAAAGACCGAUCCUGCAUUAGACCAGAAAUUUCCAGAACUUUAACGUUCGGCCGCAAGGGUGUGAGUUUGGGUCAGUUUUAUGAUAAGUAUCUCCGCUUUAUUAAGCUCAAUACCGAAUAUGUGGCUUUUACAAAAACGGACCUGUCUUAUUUGGAUAAGAAGAAAUAUGAUGAGAAUUUUGAAAAACAAGUUUACGAUGCUCCAGCUGUAACUGUGGAGGAAUUGCAGAGUGGGAAACUGUCUGGACCUGGCCCGUUUCGGGUGCAGUAUUCCAGUCCAGACAGUUUUAAAACCCUGGCUCGAAAUCUUGGCGUGAUGGAUGACCUGAAAUCAGGAGUCCCACGUGCAGGGUAUAGAGGUGUUGUCAGUUUCCUUUUAUGUGGAAAGCGGAUCUACUUAGCGCCACCGGCUGGUUGGACUCAGUAUGAUCCAAGCUGGAGUUAAAAAAGAAAAUAAGAUUUGAAGUUGCAAAGUACAUGAGAUAUAUAUUUCAUGCUCUUGCAUGUUUCAGCCUAUCUUCAGGAUCUGUUUCCAUCAUUUCCUUCACAUCUAUCAAAUCACUGCACAUGUUUGAGUUCAUGUCUUUAAAUUCCAUUUUCUUAGAGAGGUUUCAGGAUAAACAUACCAAAGAUAAUAGUAGAUAAAUGAACCACUUUUUGCCUCAGGUUCCAUUAUUUGUUUGUAUAAAGAGUCAAAUAGGAUUUUACAACUAUAUUGUCAUGUCACCAAACUGAUGUCUUAGACUGAAAAUCUAAACACAAAAUAUAUUUAAGAAAGAAACAAACACUUGAUUUAAAACUGUGAAUACUGCCCCAAGUGCCUAAUAAAUGUAGGAUUUUUGAUUCACUUGUACUGUGUGUCUUAAGUUGUGUGUACAGAUCAUAGAAUUGUAAUUUAAAUAUCCAUCCAUCCAUCCAUCUUCAACCGCUUAUCCGAAGUCGGGUCGCGGGGGCAGCUGCUCCAGCAGGGGGCCCCAAACUUCCCUAUCCCGAGCCACAUUAACCAGCUCUGACUGGGCGACCCCGAGGCGCAAACCACCUCAACUGACUCCUUUCAACGCAAAGGAGCAGCGGCUCUACUCCGAGCUCCUCACGGAUGACUGAGCUCCUCACCCUAUCUCUAAGGGAGAAGCCCGCCACCCUUCUGAGGAAGCCCAUUUCGGCCGCUUGUACUCGCGACCUAGUUCUUUCGGUCAUGACCCAACCUUCAUGACCAUAGGUGAGGGUAGGAACAAAAAUAAUGUAAUUUAAAUAUGUAGGAUGUAUUUAUUAGAUACCUUAAAAGCCCAGACUGUUUGACCAUUUUAUAUGUUUGUUAUGUUAUAAAAUACCAGAAUGUUGUUC